GGGAACAUUUACAGCACGGAGGGAUGCUUUUAACUCCCAGUUCAGUGGGUUUUUUGCCCCUCCCAGUCCGUCAGCCAGGCACACCUUUCCUCUCUGGUCCUCCAGCGUUUCUUACCUUCUUGUCGCUUUUCUCAGCCUCGUUGUCUGGCGGUGAACUCUCACCCCAGCUGCUUGGGAAAUGUCAUACAGGCAGAGGCCCGUGCUGCAGUAGGGGGCGUAAUAGGAGGAAAAAAAUAACAUUUUUUCUGCUCUCACCGCAUCUUUUAUCCACGUCUCUGCCGUGCAUGUGCCACAUCCCGCUACCAGCAGCAGCCGCCGCAGAUAACUAAUCGCAGUCUCAAUGCUCAUUUCGCAUUAGGGCUGAUAUAAAAAAAAUCCGUGCCAGACAUGUGAGUAGCAAACCAUCGCUGUCGUCCUGACUGCUAUAUGUGCUCACGCUAUUGUAUCCUCACACCAAUGAGAACAAAUGGUCAUUGAACCGUGUCGUUGUGCAUUUAGUGUCCUGGUUUCACGGUGGCUGAGCUGAAGUCUCUGCACAUUGACGGGGCAGAUGAAGCCUCGCUGUCUGCUUGUUUUGGGGGGUUCUGCGUCGGUUUGGCUAAUUGAGCAAAAGGCAGUGAUUUGUCUGCUGUAAAUAGCCCAGAUGGAGGGAAAGCCCAUUCAAUCACUGGGUUGUAUGACAUUGUGUGUAAUGUAGCAUAGCUCUUUUUUUUCUUCUUUUUUUAACUUUGAUUCAAGGUAUCUGUGAAUUGGUGUUGUGGAGUCCAGCCUGGCAUCUCCAGUCAGAUGUGGAGGCCCAGGGGGGAGAACAUGAUGCUUCUCUUGAAGAUGUCAGUCCAACAAACUAAAUGGCUAGUGACGACGAUGCCCAGUCGAAGAUCCUGGGAUUGAUACGUGAAUCCCUUUACACCGAUGGCCUGGACUGAGUUUCAGCUGGCCUGCUGAAGCUAUGGGGAGCUGUUGGAGCUGUCUGUACAGAGACCCCGUCCGAGACAACCAUCUUACUAAAUUUAAGGUCACCAAUGUGGACGAUGAAGGCAACGAGCUGGGCUCUGGGAUCAUGGAGCUCACUCAGACCGAGCUCAUUCUUCACACACGCAAGAGAGAUGCCAUCCGGUGGCCGUAUCUCUGCCUGCGCCGCUACGGCUACGACUCCAACCUGUUUUCUUUUGAGAGCGGUCGUCGCUGUCAGACUGGGCAGGGAAUCUUUGCAUUCAAGUGUUCCCGGGCAGAAGAGAUCUUCAAUCUGCUUCAGGAGCUGAUGCAAUGUAACAGCAUCAACGUGGUGGAAGAGUCAAUGAUGAUGAGUCGCAGUGGUCACACACCAGAGAUGGAAAUGUCUCGCACACCACAGACUCCCAACACUCCAGCAUUCCCUGUCCAGGCUUUUCCCAAUGGAUACCCUGGUUAUCCAAUCAGAGGUGAUUCCUCCCAACCCUCUCUUGCUGAUGAUCAAGGACAUAGCCUCAUGGGUUUGGAAGACCAGGCCCACACCUAUGUAAAUACUGUUAGUAUGGAGGGGGAUCUUUCUAUGCGUCACUGUGUGCACUCCCUGCCUGAGGUGCGGCCCAGCUCUUUCCCUGAAACAACACGGGGAGCCAUUGCUGUCGGCGGCCAAGGAAAUCCGCAGUCCAACCUGCGGUGCUGUCCCUUGGAGGAGCAUAACGAUCCUCAGGUGUUCUUAAAGCCGUCCUCACAGGAGGUCAAAUUCAUGCUGGGCCCCACUCCGGCACAACGCCAUCUACUGGAGAGAGAGAGGGAGAGAGAGAGGGAGAGGCAUGGGCACAAUCCUCACAGCCUUCAGCCAGUAGAGGGUGCAACAGGCUCAGAGACGGAGGGAGACGAGCCCUCCAUGCACCUGUGCAACUCUCACUCCUAUCACCAUUUCCAUCACCACACGCACCGGCAUCCGGGCCUCGAGCACCCGGACAGCUGCCAGAGUGGCGAACUCACCUAUGAGAACAUCAACGGGCUGAGGAGUGGCCGGAAGCAGCGGCUGAGCCCCAGCAGUGUGUCGCAGUCUGUGGGUUCAAGCAGCAGCAGCAGCACAGGGGACAGUCACACCCACUCCCUCAUGCACCCACACGCCCUUGGCCCGUCGUCUCUACCCCUGCAGGGCUACGCCUGCGAGAGGGGCAUGGGUGGAGGUCAUCGUCGGACAGCUCUGCUUAACUACGAGAACCUGCCCUCUCUGCCGCCGGUGUGGGAGUACAGAGCUCUGCAGCGGGAUGACGAACAGGAAGAGGAAGACGAUGAGCAGGAUGAGGAGGAAUAUGAGGAAGAAGAGGAAGACUUUGAUGAGUAUGAGUUCUCAGAAGGCCCUGGGACACCCAACGGGUACCACCAGGAUGGUCGGGGCAUCCACAGAGAUGCCUUGCAGAACUAUGUCAACACAGAGCAGGUCCAGCCACCCCGGCUCCGACACGCCUGCCCUCCGCAUCCACGGCCGUGUCAACCAGACAGAGGGGGGCGAAUAUUUAGCUUUGAUUUCCGCAGACGAUCAAGGUCAGGGGUUGGAGGCUGUGAGCACGGCCACAUGCCUCCAUCGCGGCAGCUGAAUUACAUCCAGGUGGACCUAGAGGGAGAACCUCCCUGCCAAGCCAUCAGCAGCGGGGGUGCCCAGACCCAGCCACAGCACCAGCGCCUACCACCCAAAAAUUGUGGCCCACAGGCAUCCCGGCGCAGUGAAUGCUACGCAGUCAUUGACCUAAAGAAGACCGCUGCCAUGUCCAACCUGCAGAAAGCUCUGCCCAGGGAUGAUGGGACUUCCAGAAAGACUCGCCACAACAGCACAGACCUGCCUCUGUAAACGGUGUUCAAACUGAAGAGGAACAAUGAAGACAGAUGAAGGCUUAUCCUCAUCUGAGCACACUGGACCCUUCACUGUCAUCCAUCCAUCCAUUCAACUGUCGGGUUGACUAAUACAGUACAGGUACCUAAUUAGAAACUUACUGAAACCUAUUUGUGCAUAUAAAAGGAAAUGAAAAAUAUUUGAGGAGAAUUUGCCAUUUUAUUCUGUGUUAUGUAUUAGAUAUGUGGUGUGAAGCUCUCUCAAGAAAUUGGCAGUUUUUGCUGCAAAUACUGUUUGCUGGCUAUAUGGAUAUUUAUAUAUAAGCAUAAAAUCAUAUAUAUACAGUAGAUAUAUAUGACUUUAUGCUUAGCUAUGACUUAGAGCAGAGACCUCUGUUUUCAGUGGAAUCAGUCAUUGCCAUACGGUAUUAGCAAAUUUUAAUUCAUAAACCCAUCUUCACUUAGACAUUUUUUAUAGUUUCUAUCAUUUAGUUAAUCUACAUCCAUCUACAUUUUUUUUUUACUUAAAUGCUAUGAGAGUCAAAAAUUAGACCCUUGUUACAGAAGAAGUAGAGUAGUUGUUGGCAUGAAGGAAGGUUAAUGGUUCCUCCAAGAUACUGGCCAAUAUUCAUACCUCAUCAUAAGCAUCUUAGUGUGAUAUUGUGGCUAGUAGAAUAGAUCAUUAUUUGUUACUAUAUGCCAAUAGAGCAUUUUGCACACAAUCCUAUGGAAUUGUAUUUUAUCAUAGUUUAGGGAAUGGUUUCGUCCAGUCCAAGAAAAAUGGAAUUAGAUGAACAGAAAAGAUGUUGAUAUUUGCAGAAUUAUACUAAACUGAAUGAUGGUAAAAGUAGCACACAUGGAUUAAACGAGCUUUGGCUCCCUCCUAUCCACAUGCAGCAAAUAAAAAAGUAGCAUAUCAUUUCCGAUCAUACCUCCUGCACAUCGUCCCAGACCUGCAGGAGGUCCAUGCGGUUUACACGGUUUACGCUUGUCACGUUGCACUUUUGACUUUUUGGGCCACUGAAAUGCUCUUUGUCUCUACUCCCACUUCACUGGAGCCACAGGUUUGACUGUGUCCUUUUUACCAAAAGCAGGGGGCCAAAUAUUUCAUUGAGAUUUUUAGUCAGCAUCGUAGAUAGGAUUUACUUACAUGUUUUGAUGGAGACAUCAACAACCUCAAAUAGUGGCAUUAAGCUAUAACCUCACAUAAAAAGUGCUGAAACUUAAUUUGUCAGUUAUCCGGUGUGAAUGGUCUGUUUUUAAGGGGUCGCAAAGUGAAGAUUUUUGUGAGGCUAUUUAUCAACCGUAGUCAGAUAUUUAUUUAUUUAUUUAUUUAUUCUUUUAUUUUUAAUUGUAAUCAUUUUGUUUUCCAUGUGAUGACCAGCUUUUUGUAAUCCAGUUGGUAAUACGGAGACGAAAGUUUCACAUCAAAUUAUCACUAGACUGGACGGUGUAUUACUGUUAUAACUGUGCUUAAUUAUAUUUUAAAAAAAAAUGAAAAGAAAAAAAUGAAAGACUGUAUAUUUUAAGUGCCAAAACUUAUUUGCAAACUGUAUGAUGAAUAAAAUCAAACGUGCCAUUAGGAUUGGUAGAAAACAAUAUGAAAUAAAGGCAUUAGGUAAUAAUGGCCGGUAGACAAACUUAAAAAAAGAAAAAAAAAAAAAAAAAAAGAAGUAAUCAACUUCUAAAGGAUAAAUUAAAACAACAAAAACUGCACAUUCCACCUCAUCCACAUCGACAGCCAUUUUGGAGUGAGAUAUAAGAAAGGUAAUCUUGUAGUCUGAUAAUCACAGCCAGGGUGGUUUUAUGCUGCUACAUGUAAAUACUAAGGUACUUGUCAAAAUGAAAACGUAUGUGUUUGAACCUAUGCGAUGUCAGAUCUUUUAUCAUAUUGUUAAUUGCUAAUAGAAGUACCAUUGUUUUUUUUCUUCUGAAAUUAUUUCUGAGCAGUAGAAAUAUAUAAUGUACCAUUUAAGAGAAUGUUUCAUUUGGCCAAUAUUUAAUUUCAUCCAUUAUUUUCUCAACAAACUGUCUGUCUGGUAGGAGAGGUAACCGAAGCACAGACCCAUGGAUGCUGUCAUCUUUUUCUUAAGCACUCAUAUCGAGGUAAUAUUUUCAGCUGAUGGCGGAAGGCCAAAUGUUCUAGAUUUACAGAUUAUGGCAUUUAGCGGUAGUUUUUUUUUAAUGGUCUAUUCAAUGUGGAGAUCAAUAUAGGACGCAAAUACAAAUUCUCAACUUCUGCUAAGGAGGGUUUUUUGGCUUCUGUGUGACAUGAGGUGCAAAUCAAAGAUUAUUUCUUCAAAUUCAUUUGUGCAAAAAAAACAGCUUCAAGUUUCUGAUGGUUGCUUCUGUUGGGUGCUAUAUAGAUAUUUAUUUUACAUUACAUAUAUUUUAUUUACAUAUUUCAUUUAGAAUGAUAUUAAACUGUGAAACGCUGUCAGAGGAAAGCUAGAUACAGUUCAAGUUCCCAAACUUGCAAAAUCUACUACUAUUACUAUAAAUUUGUUAUUUUUUAGGUAUUUUUUAGUCAACUGUUCAGUCAAUAAAAUGUCAGAAAGUGCACACCAAUUUCCUACAGCCCAUGGGGCCAUCUCGUUUUGUCUAAAAUUCAAAGAUAUUAAGUUUCCAAUUGUAUAAAAUUUUUUGCUUUAAAAAGUUACUUUUACAAGCAACCAUUUAUCAAAAUUGUAGAUGAAUCAAUGGUUCCCAGACUCAAAUAAUCAAUUUAUCAUGUGGUAUUUUUAGAUAUGUGAUAAAAAGGUAUUUGCAAUUCACUACUUUAUUCAUGUGUUUGUAGGACAGCAUCUAACAAUUAUUGUUUAGUCUAUAGAAGGCCCCUCACAAUUUUCCUGAACUCAAGGCCAUGUCUUCAAAUUGUCUUGUUUUGUCUGACCAGCAAUCCAAAACCUCAAAGUAUUCCAUUUACACUGGUGUAAAACAGAGAAAAGCAAGAAAAGCCUUGCAAAUGCAAAUUAGUUACUCCAUAAGUGAGAGAGAAAUUAAUCCUUUCAGUGCUACUGGUUUGAUGGUAACAAUAAUGUAAAAGUUUUCGUUUCCCAACACAGAAGCUUUAAACAACUCCAAAAUCAAAAGUUAAUAGUUUGUAUUUUUGUUUGAUUGUCAUACUUUAAUAUGACAUUAAAAAAGAGAAAGACAAAAACAAAAAGGCCAACUUUUAGCAGACAAUUUUGACUGUAUUUGCAAAGAUAUUGUCAUGAUACAAUGGAAGGAUGUUUACAUUUUUGCAAUAAUAGGUGAAUUAUUGUUUUGUCGAUCUAAAUCAGACUAAUGUGUGAAAUUUAAAUAGUCUAUAGAGCUGUGGGCUUAAUAUAUUUAAUCGCCUGUUCUUCUGUGAAUCAGCAGUCUUAUUUUUAAUUCAGGUACAAUGUUUACUUUUCAAUCGUCAUAGUACAAUUUCAGCUAUGAAAGUACAAAAGAAAUAUGCCUGUUUUCUUGAUUGUCAGACACUGUGUUUUCUUAAACUCACAUUAAAGGUGCCAUACAAUUUUUUUGAUUUUAAUUUUCAAACCUAAUUUCUCAAAAUAUAGUUACAUGUGGUUUUAUGGUCCUUUAAAAAAAAAAAAAAAAAAAAAAAAAAAAAAAUCCAUGUUGAAAUGUGUUACCAAUCUUUGUUAUAACGCAGUAACCUCACCACCACCAAUAGCAGUUAACAGUGAUUACGGCAUCAUUACCACAUACUCCUGUGUUUACUGAUUAAUAAUCAAAAUAAAUAGAUGUGGUAA
This is a messenger RNA of Sander lucioperca (pikeperch), 6533 nucleotides long. It is a transcript of the gene frs3, whose product is annotated as fibroblast growth factor receptor substrate 3. Gene Ontology annotation, biological process: cell surface receptor protein tyrosine kinase signaling pathway. The transcript has 7 exons. Gene Ontology annotation, cellular component: cytoplasm. NCBI's taxonomy places the organism in Eukaryota, Metazoa, Chordata, Actinopteri, Perciformes, Percidae. Bases 950 to 2809 code for a protein of 619 amino acids. The record is from RefSeq and is a predicted model, not a curated record.